AUGCCGGGGAACCCCGUGAUCACCGACGUGUUGAAAGAAACCCGGAAGCAGAACACGGUGGCGGUUAAUCAGACGCUGCAGCUCCUGUUCAACAACGAGUAUCUGGGUCUCAUCGCGUACGCGCAGUGCAUCACCCCCAUGAUAUACAUGGGCUACAUGAUCGUCAUGCAGGAGAUGCCCAACCGCGUGUUCUACCUCAACGGGCAGGAUAUGACCCACCCGGAGGGUCUGGCGCAGCACUUCACUGUCAUCGUGGUGUUUGUGGGGCUCCAAAUGGGAAUUUUGAUCGGGCUUCACGUGUUUGUUGCUACUCGGUUCGGGGUAUCCACGCUCUAUCAA
Messenger RNA from Phytophthora sojae, 339 nucleotides. RefSeq lists its product as hypothetical. Lineage: Eukaryota; Oomycota; Peronosporomycetes; Peronosporales; Peronosporaceae. The transcript has a single exon. The annotation marks the transcript as partial. The record is from RefSeq and is a predicted model, not a curated record.